This is a messenger RNA of Mustela erminea (ermine), 1029 nucleotides long. RefSeq names its product microtubule associated protein 1 light chain 3 alpha (gene MAP1LC3A). Gene Ontology annotation, cellular component: cytosol; autophagosome membrane; autophagosome. The coding region runs from base 210 to 575 and encodes 121 amino acids. Gene Ontology annotation, molecular function: ubiquitin protein ligase binding. The record is from RefSeq and is a predicted model, not a curated record. The transcript has 4 exons. Gene Ontology annotation, biological process: autophagosome assembly; macroautophagy; autophagy of mitochondrion. Lineage: Eukaryota; Metazoa; Chordata; Mammalia; Carnivora; Mustelidae.
CCCAAUGGGAGCGGCGAGCCGGCCUCCCCUUUAAGGAAUGUUGUGACCUGACGUCACCCGGGCGAGUUACCUCCCCGAGCCACCGCCGCCAGGCUCAGCUCACAGCCCCGGAGCCCUUGAGCGCGAGGCGCGGAGCCCCCGAACCUCAGACAGAGCCCCAAGCCUCGCGCCCCGGAGCCCCGGCCUGCGCGCCCCGCCGGGCCCGCGCGAUGCCCUCGGACCGGCCUUUCAAGCAGCGGCGGACCUUCGCCGACCGCUGUAAGGAGGUGCAGCAGAUCCGCGACCAGCACCCCAGCAAGAUCCCGGUGAUCAUCGAGCGCUACAAGGGUGAGAAACAGCUGCCGGUCCUGGACAAGACCAAGUUCCUGGUCCCAGACCAUGUCAACAUGAGCGAGUUGGUCAAGAUCAUCCGGCGCCGCCUGCAGCUGAACCCGACUCAGGCCUUCUUCCUGCUGGUGAACCAGCACAGCAUGGUGAGCGUGUCCACACCCAUUGCGGACAUCUAUGAGCAGGAGAAGGACGACGACGGCUUCCUCUACAUGGUCUACGCCUCCCAGGAAACCUUCGGCUUCUGAGCCAGCAGUAGGGGGGGGUUGGCCUGGGAGUGGGGGGGGCCCUGUCAGGCUAUGCCCAGGGAGCUCCUGGCUCCUGGACUGAACUGCCUCUGCCCAGGAUGGGCUAGGCAGGGAGGCCUCCCCCCCUAGUCAGGGGGCACCAACCACGCCUACUUUGCCCCUGGGUGGAUGCGUGCCAGCCAUUGUUAGGGUUGCCCCCCACCCCCCCGCCCCCUGGGGUGCUGGCUGGGAUGGGGGAGGGAAGGGAACAGCCCCCAGCACCCCUGCUCCCUGUGAUUUGUCUUUUUUUUAGGCCCCUGCCCAUCUGCCCCUCCCUCACCUGAGGCGCUGCCCCCCCUGCCUGGACCUGCCCACCCCUGAAGGACUGGCCCCUGGCUCACCUGGUCUUGAUAUGGUGUAUGGAUCUGUGGUCAUUGUCCCUCUGCAGAAUAAAGAUUGCUCAGGCCUGCCUGGC